AUGAAAAGACUUAUCAUUUGUGCAUUUUUAUCUGUUGUGUAGUGUUGGUGGGAUAUGGGACAUAUGAUGACUGCUUAAAUAGCUAAAAAUCAAUUAAAAGAUAAAAGACCAGAUGUUUUAGCUUGGGCAGAUUCUCUAGUUUAGGAUUUUAAUCAUCUCACUGAUGGUCGCACAAACACUUUUGUUGAAGCAGCUGUAUGGAUGGAUGAUAUAAAAGAGACAGGAACCUCUUUUCUUAAUGAUUGGCAUUAUACAGAUAAACCAAUCAAUCCUGAUGGGUAUAGAAUAUAUAUUAUAUAAAUCUAGACUCCUAAUCAAAAUUGAAGAUCAAGGAAGGAACAUUAAUUCAAUUUAUGCAAUUAAUCAAGCUACAUCUGUUUUGACUAAUAGCAAGACUGCUAAGAAUCGUCAUACUGUAUUUAAAGCUUAGAUGUUGAGAGUCUUACUUCAUGUCAUAGGAGAUAUGCAUUAACCAUUACAUGACACCACAUUUUGGAAUGAAACUUUUCCAAAUGGUGAUGCUGGAGGCAAUUUCAUGAAGAUUCAAGUAUGAUAUUUUAUAAGAUUUAGUUAAAAAAUGGUACUUUUGUCAAUUUCCACUCCUAUUGGGAUUCUGUGGCCUUUACUAUGGCUUCAAAUACUACAUACAUGUCUAGACCAUUAUCUUAAUCAGAUAAUGAAUAUCUUGAUAAGUGGUCAAAUGACAUAAUUUAAAAAUUCCCGAUUAAUAAAUAUUCGAAUUAUGAUAUGACGUAUUUGACGUAUUAUAACAUAGUAAUCCUACAGUGUGGUCAUUCUUGGGAUUCAGAUAGGCUUAAUAAUUUGUUUAUCCUAUGCUAUAGAAAUCUAACACAUACAAUAAUGAUUAUGAAAAAUAGGCAAUUGAAUUUUGUUAAGAAAAUCUUGCUAUUGGAGGGUAUAGAUUGGCAUCAAAAUUAAUUGAGAUUUAUGAUUAAAUCCUAUAAAAUGAAGCUAAGAUGUCGAUAGCAGAAUGA
This is a messenger RNA of Paramecium pentaurelia, 995 nucleotides long. The record is from the annotation of a GenBank genome assembly. Lineage: Eukaryota; Ciliophora; Oligohymenophorea; Peniculida; Parameciidae.